ACGGGGUGGGGGCGCACGUGGUCCCCAUUCGGGGAGCCCCCACCCCCAAAAUCGGGGACUCCCAAAUCUCCUCGGGGAGCCGCAAGCUCAGGAUCUCCCCCAGCUCAGGGGUCGGGCGCUUCUACCCAGCACAGCGGGAGCCGCCCCGGCGCGCUGCGGGAGGUGGGAGCGGGGCGGGCCCCGGGAGCAUUCCCGGUGUUUCAUGGAAAAGCCCCGGCCCGGCUGGAAGCCGUGCUAAGCAAUGCAAAGGGAGCUGGAUUCCUUCAGCCAGCGGGAAGUUGACGCACUAGCCUAAGAAUAACGCGGGCAGGGGAAGCUUGGACAGUGUUGUCCUCGAAGGUAACUCGGCCGAGGCUGCAGGAAAAUCGGCAAUUCCAGCGAAAUUCCCUCGUUGUUUUUUUUUAUUAUUUUAUUUUUUGUUGGUUUUUUUGUUUUGUUGUUUUGUUUUGUUUUUCGCGGGGUGAAGGCGCUGUGCGAGCAGGGCCGUGGGCAGGGUGGUGUCUCGGUGUUACCGUGUUUGCUCUCUGGUUACAUUUCAGCUGCUGAUGAAAUCUCGGCCAGGAGCGUUGGAGUCUUUGGACCUUCCCAUGCUCGGGACCUUUGACUCAUAAAAGGCUCCUUCAAAAAGCGUCGGGAGCAGAAGAGAGAAAGGAAUAGGAGCCGGAGAAGGGAAGGAGGAGCUGCUGGAAGGAGCGGAGCCCGUCCCGGAGCGUGGGGAGCCGCGGGGGGGACAGAGGAAGUCACUGCAUGUGGAGUUUUCGGACAGUAAGUCACAUGCAACAUGGAAUUCCGCGUCCCCGCGUGAUAAAAACAAAAGGGAAGGUGAGGGUGGAGCUGCCGGGGAGAGUUCCCAAAGUUUGAACUUUGAUUUUCUCCAGUUUUCCAUGCACCAAUUUCCUGACUUUUCAGAGGAAAACCAAUCCUUGUGGAAGUAAUAAAAAAAAAAAAAAAAAAAAACCCAAAACAAACCAAACCUUUGGAGCAUUCUUUAAACUUUUUUUCUGGACUCAUCCCUGCCUCCCUGGAUCUCUCCAGGUUUUGGGGGGGGGGGUGGGUACAAACAGCCUGGAAAACCCUAGGAAAACCUGACCAACCUCAGGUUCUCCUGGAUUUUAACAGGCAGAGACGAUUCUGUUUGAAAGUGGGGCAGAGCAAAGCCAAACCCACCCAACCUGUUGUGUGGAGGCUUCACCCUCCUCUACCACCGCCUUAUUGGACUUCCCAACCUCAAUCCUCGUUUUAUUUUUUUUUUCCUCCUUUAUUUUUUUAAAUUUUUCUCUACCAGAAAUGCUCUCUCUGAAGAAAUACUUCACCGAGGGCCUCAUCCAGUUCACCAUCCUGCUCAGCCUCAUCGGCGUGCGUGUGGACGUGGACACCUACCUGAAUUCCCAGCUCCCUCCUCUACGGGAGAUCAUCCUGGGCCAGAGCUCUGCCUACACCCAGACCCAGUUCCACAACCUGCGCAACACCUUGGAUGGAUAUGGCAUCCACCCAAAAAGCGUCGAGCUGGACUAUUACUUCACUGCCCGCCGCCUGCUCAGCCAGGUGAGGGCUCUGGAUAGGUUCCAGGUGCCCAGCACCGAGGUCAGUGCCUGGUUGGUGCACAGAGAUCCUGAAGGAUCCGUGUCUGGAGGGCAGCCCGGAGCUGUGCAGGAUGGCAGCGGAGGUGACGGCGGAGUGAGAGAGAGCGGAGCCGAGCAGGGAUUUGGGGAAGAACUGGAAGAUUUGGGAGCUGUCGCAGCACCUGUCAAUGGAGAUCUCACCAAGGAGGACAUCGAUUUGAUUGACAUCCUGUGGAGACAGGAUAUUGAUCUCGGCGCUGGGCGAGAAAUUUUUGACUACAGCCACCGUCAGAAAGAGAGCGAAGUGGACAAAGAGCUGAGCGAUGGGAGGGAGCGCGGGGACAGCUGGAGGAGUGCAGGGAAUGAGGUCUUGGAUAGAAUCCCGCUAGUUGAUGGAGAGACCGGGGAGAGUUUCCCUGCGCAGGUGCCCGGUGCGGAGGAUCAGACAGCCCUGUCCCUGGAGGAGUGCCUUAGGCUGCUGGAGGCCACCUUCCCUUUUGGGGACAAUUCUGAGUUCCCAGCUGCGGAUGUCUCCGCCCUGAGCGAAGCCGUGCCCGGGCAGAGCCGGGCCCCGGGCAGCCCCCCCAGCCUGCUGUCCCCUCUCCUGGCCGAGUCAGAGUCUCCCUUCGACCUGGAGCAGCAGUGGCAGGACCUGAUGUCCAUCAUGGAGAUGCAGGCCAUGGAGGUGAACAGCACGAGCGCCGAGAGCCUCUACGGUGGUACCGGUGGGGACCUCCUGGCGUCCAACUACAGCCUGGCCCCCGGCACGCCCAUCAACCAGAACGUCAGCCUGCAUCAGGCCUCGCUGGGCAGCUGCUCCCAGGACUUCUCCCUCUUCAGCUCGGACAUCGAGAGCCCCUCCUCCAUGGCGGGCGGCUCGGCCCUGCUGCAGCUGGCGCCCGAUAACUCCACCGGCCUCAACAGCACCUUCGGCUCCACCAACCUGAGCGGGAUCUUCUUCCCGCCCCAGAUGAACAGCACGGGCAACGAGACGGCUGGGCCUGAGCUGCCCGACCCCCUGGGAGGGCUCCUGGACGAGGCCAUGCUGGAUGAGAUCAGCCUGAUGGACUUGGCCAUCGAGGAGGGCUUCAACCCCGUGCAGGCCUCGCAGCUGGAAGAGGAGUUCGAUUCCGACUCAGGUCUUUCCCUGGAUUCCGGCCACAGCCCCGCGUCUCUGAGCAGCUCCGAAGCCUCGUCCUCAUCGUCCUCUUCCUCUUCAUCCUCUUCCUCCUCCUCGUUUUCUGAGGAAGGCGCCGUGGGCUACAGCUCGGACUCGGAGAACGUGGACUUUGAGGAAGCGGAAGGGGCGGUUGGCUACCAGCCAGAGUACAGCAAGUUCUGCCGCAUGAGCUACCAGGACCCAGCUCAGCUCCAUUACCUGCCUUACCUGGAGCACGUUGGCCACAACCACACUUACAACAUGGCCCCGGGCACCCUGGACCCCGAGGAACCCAAAGCGCCCGGCGCCGGCAAGAAGAGCGGCAAGGAGAAACCGUCCGAACUGCUGGACAAACAACUGAGCCGCGACGAGCACCGCGCCAGGGCCAUGAAGAUCCCGUUCACCAACGACAAGAUCAUCAACCUGCCCGUGGAGGAGUUUAACGAGCUCCUGUCCAAAUACCAGCUGAGCGAGGCCCAGCUCAGCCUCAUCCGCGACAUCCGCCGGCGCGGCAAGAACAAGAUGGCCGCCCAAAACUGCCGCAAGAGGAAACUGGACACCAUCCUCAACCUGGAGCGCGACGUGGAGGAGCUUCAACGCGACAAAUCCAAACUGCUCAGGGAGAAGGUGGAAUUCCUCAAAUCCAUCCGGCAGAUGAAGCAGAAAGUGCAAAGUUUGUACCAGGAAGUGUUCGGACGACUGCGGGACGAACAAGGCAGACCGUACUCGCCCAGCCGCUACGCGCUGCAGUACGGCAGCGACGGCAGCGUGCUGCUCAUCCCCCGCGCGCCCGCGCCCGCCGAGCCGCAGCCGCGGCGCCAGGAGCGCAAGCAGAAGGACAGGAGGAAGUGAAGGCGGUGGCGGAAGGGAGAGCUGGGAUGAGGGCCGAGCCUGGAAGUUGCUUGCGGAGGGAACUUUGAUGCCUUCUUAUCCGAUUCUGUCUUCUCGAACCGCACGCGGCUCGCGCGCCGCCGCGCCGGGGGAACUCUGCGGGAGUUGCCGUUCCCAAAAGACGGGGGGGGGGGACUGAGAUCACCCCACAACACACACACACACACACACACACACAAAAAAUAAAAAUAUAAAAAAACUCAGCUGCCACCGCCCAGCCCCCCGGGGAUGCUGGGAGAGCACAGGGACGAGCUGGCAUCGCUGCUGGGGAGGUUGGCAUGAGGUGGAUAAAACAAAAAAAAACAAAAAAAAAAAAAAAAAAGAAAAACAAAACCCAAGGAAAAAAAAAACAAACUACUGUUAGGAACUGGCUUUAAAUAAGAGAAAACAAAACCACAAAAAACAAGAAAAAAAAAAGAUUUAAGCGAAUGGACUUCAAACCAAGUUAUAGGAGAGACAUUUUUCUGAACUUCCAAAGUUCUGUGAUUUCAGGUAGUUGGUUCUUAUUUUUUUUCCCCUUUAAAUUUUUUUUUUUUUUGGUUCCUCUUUGGGAUUUUUUUUUUUUUUUUUUGUUGUCGUUGGUUUUUUUCCUUUUAUCCCAACCCGGAUUUUUGUCAUCGGUGUGUGUGAGAUAUUCCAGAUUUCUCCUCCCUCGAAGAUCAGAGAUCAGAGCAGGGCACACGUGCAGAGACACAAAAGUGGCGUGACUUCCAUUAACCCCUUCCUGCCCAAGGAAGCUCAGAACCAGGGGAAAGGGCAGAAAAACCAUCCUGGGAGGAAGAACAGCCAAGGGGGGGGGAUUGGGAAGGGAGGGAGGAGCAGCAGGAUCCGUUCGUGAGCACGCAGCCCCCGCCUGCUUCUCCUGGGAAAAGCUUGGGGAGGAAUUUUUGGGUCAGGAACAGCACAAGGGGAGCGCUGGGACCCCGAUCCUAAUCUUGGGGUGUCACCUCGAGCAUUCAACAGCUGUAGGCCCCCGUCCAACCACGCUUGGGGUUUUUUGGGGGGGGGGGUUCCAGCCUUGAUUUUUUUUUUUCCCCCCCUCCUUUUAGGGUCUAGAAGUGCUUGUGUUGAGUAAAAA
Cinclus cinclus is the source of this 4690-nucleotide messenger RNA. It is a transcript of the gene NFE2L1, whose product is annotated as NFE2 like bZIP transcription factor 1. Gene Ontology annotation, biological process: regulation of transcription by RNA polymerase II. Gene Ontology annotation, molecular function: RNA polymerase II cis-regulatory region sequence-specific DNA binding; DNA-binding transcription factor activity, RNA polymerase II-specific. The record is from RefSeq and is a predicted model, not a curated record. NCBI's taxonomy places the organism in Eukaryota, Metazoa, Chordata, Aves, Passeriformes, Cinclidae. The transcript is spliced from 5 exons. The coding region runs from base 1288 to 3573 and encodes 761 amino acids. Gene Ontology annotation, cellular component: nucleus.